UAUGAUCAACGGCUUAAUAAACUGCAAUGGAAGUUCCACACACUAACAGCACCUCUUUCAACACAGACUCUAGUCUGCUAAUGACAAACCAACUCUUGCUGAAAGAGAUUGAAAAAGGGUCAAGUUUUGUGUCAUCUCCUUUGUCAUUCCAUUUGACUUUGAGCCUUGUCGCUGCAGGAUCAACAGGCAAGACUUUAGAGCAGCUUCUUUCUUUUCUGGGGUCAGAGUAUUUGGAACUCAAUCAGUUGCAUCGCAUAUUGCCAGGAUUACGCUGCCUGCCGAGGAAAAAAAAACUGGAAAGAAACGUGCCAGAACAUCAGAUCCAACAUUGUUGUUCAUUAGUGGUGGUAGGGUCGAUCAAUCCUGAUGAAGCAAGAGAAGAGGUGAGUUUGUGGGCUGAAAGAAAGACGAGAGGAUUGAUCAAGGAAGUCCUCCCACCUGGAUCUGUAGAUAACGAUGCUGCACUGAUCCUUGCCACCACAAUAUACUUCAAAGUAGCAUGGGAUCAAAAGUUUGAUGCGUCAAGGGCCCAGCUUGGUGACUUUCACCUUCUGAAUGGGCAAAUUGUUCAAUCCUUUGAAGCUCACAAAGUGCUUAAACUGCCCUACCAAACUGGUCUAGGCACCAGGCAAUUUUCUAUGCAUUUCUUUCUUCCAGAUAAGAAAGAUGGUUUGUCAAAUCUGGUCAAAAUGAUCAAUUCUAAACCUGGAUUCUUUAAUCAGCAAUUCAAUCUGUGGAAAGUAGAGCUUUCAUGUUCAUGGUAAGGGAAGAAGCUGCUAGAACUGUGUUCUUCACUGGAGCUGUGCUCAACCCACUAUCCAUGUCUUGAAACAUAAUCUGAUGAUCACGGUUUUCAUUGUACAAUUAAGAAAUAAAAUUUAUGUAGUUCGCUUGUAUGAUGCUGCCAAUGUCUACUUGAUUUCACCUUCU
Molecule: messenger RNA, 930 nt
Organism: Populus euphratica (Euphrates poplar)
Lineage: Eukaryota; Viridiplantae; Streptophyta; Magnoliopsida; Malpighiales; Salicaceae
Product: serpin-ZXA-like
Exons: 5
Coding region: 27-764 (245 amino acids)
Molecular function (GO): serine-type endopeptidase inhibitor activity
Source: RefSeq, a predicted model, not a curated record